Messenger RNA from Mus musculus (house mouse), 2626 nucleotides. RefSeq names its product proton activated chloride channel 1 (gene Pacc1). Gene Ontology annotation, cellular component: plasma membrane. Gene Ontology annotation, biological process: chloride transmembrane transport; chloride transport. The record is from RefSeq and is marked validated. Lineage: Eukaryota; Metazoa; Chordata; Mammalia; Rodentia; Muridae. The transcript has 8 exons. Gene Ontology annotation, molecular function: pH-gated chloride channel activity. The coding region runs from base 140 to 1192 and encodes 350 amino acids.
AUGCGCAUGCGUUGAGCGCCGCCACGCCUGGUCUUGGGCGGUAGACUAGAGCGGGUCUUGCUUAGUAGAGCGGGCACAUCUUGGAGCUCGCGCCUCCUGCGGCGUCGCGGUCCCUGGUGAGCCGUAGAGGGCCAGUGCCAUGAUCCGACAAGAACUCUCCACGUCCUACCAGGAGCUCAGCGAGGAGUUGGAGCAGGUGGUUGAGAACUCGGAGCAGGCAGACGAACGAGACAAGGAGCUGGUCCAAGUACAAGGUCCAGGUGUCGUGCCAGGCGUGGACAACGAGUCCGCCUCCAGCAGCAUCCGCUUCAGCAAGGCUUGCCUGAAGAAUGUCUUCUCGGUCCUGCUCAUCCUCAUCUACCUGCUGCUCAUGGCGGUGGCCGUCUUCCUGGUCUACCAGACCAUCACGGACUUCCGGGAAAAGCUCAAGCACCCUGUCAUGUCCGUGUCUUACAAGGAGGUGGAUCGCUACGACGCUCCAGGGAUUGCCUUUUACCCUGGUCAGGCUCAGCUGCUCAGCUGUAAGCACCACUAUGAGGUUAUUCCACCUCUUGCCAGCCCUGGCCAGCCGGGAGACAGGAACUGCACCACUCAGAGGAUCAAUUACACCCACCCCUUCUUCAACCACACCAUGCAGUCAGCCCUGAUUGUCCAGGGGCCCCAGGAAGUGAAGAAGCGAGAGCUGGUGUUCCUCCAGUUUCGCCUGAACCAGAGCAAUGAGGACUUCAGUGCCAUAGACUACCUCCUCUUCUCUUCUUUCCGGGAGUUCAUGCAAAGCCCGGACAAGGCGGGCUUCAUGCAGGCCUGUGAGAGUGCUUACUCCAGUUGGAAGUUCUCCGGAGGCUUCCGCACCUGGGUCAAGAUGUCACUGGUGAAGACCAAAGAAGAGGACGGGCGAGAAGCUGUUGAGUUCCGUCAAGAGACCAGCGUGGUUAACUAUAUUGACCAGAGACCCGCAGCCGAGAGGAGUGCUCAGUUGUUCUUUGUGGUCUUCGAAUGGAAAGAUCCCUUCAUCCAGAAGGUCCAGGACAUAAUCACAGCCAAUCCUUGGAACACCAUCGCCCUGCUCUGCGGGGCUUUCCUGGCGUUGUUUAAAGCAGCAGAGUUUGCCAAACUAAGCGUGAAAUGGAUGAUCAAAAUCAGGAAACGAUACCUUAAACGGAGAGGCCAGGCGACAAACCACAUAAGCUGAAGCGCCCGUGCCACGGCACUCCGACAGAGCGAGACACCAGCAAUCCUGAACUCACUUGAAGGGACCCUGCAGGGAAGGACAGUCCCGUCCAUCGCACUGGAGGCUCAAACCCGGCCCGGGAGGGAAACGCCCAGUGAAUAACCUGAAACUUAUUUAAGUACUUAAAUUAUUAACGGACAUCUUGCAGAGCUGCCUAGUGCCUUGGAGAGGUUCCUCCUAUUUGGUCACUAAAUAGUUAAGGCUUCUUCUUUCCCUUAGGGCUUUUUUUCUUUAAAGCGGACUGAUGUGCCCUGUACGCAGAAUUCCUUUUAGACCAUCUACUGUUACUUAACAAGAACUUGUUAGAGCCUAGAUUUGACUUUUUUGUUUUUCCUUAAAUGUAGCCCCGCUGUAAUCACUGUGUAGACCAGGCCUUCCUCGUGCCUUCCCAUUGCUGAGACUAAGAGCCUACAUCACUCCCCGCAAGCUUUACACGAGACCUUAAAGGCUACUAGAAACUUGUGAUUGUAUUUCUGAUGUGCUAGAAGUGCUAGCAGAGGUAUAUACAGUAGGCACCUACUUAGUGUAUCUUGAUUUCAUUAACAGGUAAAUAAGGUUGGGCAAGCACAAAAGGGAUGGGAGUGAAUACCCAGUAAGCCAGCGGGCAGCAACGCUGGACGCUGAUGCUGUAUGGCCAGCAAACCCAGAAGGUAGUGUAAGUCUGGACCGCAGCAUAAUGGCUCUGACUCAGCACACAUCACUGCCAACAGGGAGGUAAGCUGUGCACUGUCCACAGGUGGCCAAGAGGGAUGGCCACACCACAUGAGCUAGUCCCUGCGUCCUACAGAAACACACACCUAAAAGGGUGGCCUUUAGGGCUUUGAUAAACAGCACCUCUACAUAAAACCAAAAACUCUAUAAUAGAGUUCCACAUGUGGCCAGAGGUAACAUUGAAGAACUUGUAAUUAUGCCUUAGGGAAUCGGAAGGGAAAUACUCACAGGUAUAAGGAGGACAUUUUUGUCUCUAAAUUAGCAGCAAGAAACUGUUUUGCCCAAAUCCCUAGAAAUAAACUUGUACUGUGAAAUAUUCCUGCUACCUUUGUCUCACAUAUAUACAAGAAUUUAGAUUUUUAGCCUAAAACUUUUAUUAUAAAACACCAUUUUAGCACAAAUGCCAAGCAUAAAGCAUCAGUGACAUUAAAAAUAUGUGAAGGACAGAAAGUCGAGGGGCAGGGGUGCAGUCCAGUCACAGGAUGUGUGCUUACCACGCAGGGCCCUUAAAGUUCACAGUUGCAUAGCACUUCAGUAGUUAAAUAUCUGCCUCAGUGAACACUAAAGCUUUAUUUUCCUGUAUUGUGAAAGCUGAGCUGCUUUUAAUUUUGCUUUAGAUAACUAGGAAGUAAUUUUUGCCUAUUCAUAGAAUAAAAACCCGACUUCCACUUUCUGGAAAGGCAA